Molecule: messenger RNA, 1041 nt
Organism: Phytophthora infestans T30-4
Lineage: Eukaryota; Oomycota; Peronosporomycetes; Peronosporales; Peronosporaceae
Product: ATP-binding Cassette (ABC) Superfamily
Exons: 2
Coding region: 1-1041 (346 amino acids)
Cellular component (GO): membrane
Molecular function (GO): ABC-type transporter activity; ATP binding; ATP hydrolysis activity
Source: RefSeq, a predicted model, not a curated record
AUGUGUGGCUUUGUUGCCACAGUGGGAAAUUUUUUGCUGUAUGAGCUGCUAGUGUUCCAGACGCUGAUGGCGUUUGCAGCUUGGUAUUUCUUCAUGGCAGCCGUGACGCCAGAUAUGCACAUGGCAAAGCCUGUGUCGAUGAUGUCCAUCUUUACGUUUGUGGCGUUUGCUGGCUUCGUGAUCCCGAAGAACCAGAUACCAGACUACUUUGUGUGGAUUUACUGGUUAGACCCUAUCGCCUGGUGUCUGCGUGCUGUCGCUGUGAGUCAAUAUCACUCGUCUGCAUUCGAUUUGUGUGAAUAUGCUGGGAUAAAUUACUGUACGGACCACAAGAUGCAAAUGGGCGAGUACUUCUUGUCGCUGUAUGACGUGCCAUCCGAUAAGAGCUGGAUUUGGCUCGGAGUGGUGAUGUUGUUUGUCAUUUACGCUGGGUUUAUGCUGUUGGGCUGGGCUACGCUUGAGUACAAGCGCUACGAAAGUCCCGAACAUAUCACCUUGACAACGGAGAGCACAGAACCGGUUGCGACUGAUGAAUAUGCACUUGCCACGACGCCCACUAGCGGCAGAAAGACUCCAGCCAUGGGUGUGCAGAGUAGUGAUAAUGUCGCUCUCAAUGUCCGAGCCACCACCAAGAAGUUCGAGCCCGUUGUUAUCGCCUUCCAGGACUUGUGGUACUCAGUGCCAGAUCCUCACAACCCGAAGGAAUCGCUAACGCUACUCAAGGGUAUUAGCGGAUACGCGAUGCCAGGUUCCAUCACGGCUCUCAUGGGCUCUACGGGUGCUGGUAAGACGACGCUCAUGGAUGUGAUUGCUGGUCGGAAGACUGGAGGCACCAUUCAGGGCAAGAUCCUGCUCAAUGGCUACGAAGCGAAUGAUCUGGCCAUUCGACGCUGCACAGGCUACUGCGAACAAAUGGACAUCCACUCGGACGCAUCAACUAUCCGCGAAGCAUUGAUCUUCAGCGCCUUCCUUCGCCAGGACAGCUCGGUACCCGACAGUCAAAAGUACGACUCGGUGGAGGAAUUCCAACAGAACGCAUGA